This is a messenger RNA of Arthroderma uncinatum, 342 nucleotides long. RefSeq lists its product as uncharacterized. Bases 1 to 342 code for a protein of 113 amino acids. NCBI's taxonomy places the organism in Eukaryota, Fungi, Ascomycota, Eurotiomycetes, Onygenales, Arthrodermataceae. The record is from RefSeq and is a predicted model, not a curated record. The transcript has 3 exons.
AUGGCUAAAAUUGUGUGGGAUGACGCCGCUGAUGCAAAGCUCUUGUUUGCCAUAAUUACUACAUCCGUCACGAAAAUUGAUUUCCCUGCCGUUGCGAAAGUGAUGGGUAAUGAAUGCACGACGAAUGCCAUCCAUAAGCGCCUCGCUCGCAUUAAGUCCAAGAUGACUCCAUCGGACGGCGACGUGUCUUCAGCGCCCACAACCCCUAUCAAACCCAAGCGUGGCAGGCCCCCCAAGAAAUCCGCAGAAGGGGAUGAGAGUGGUCUUGACGCGAACGACGACGCUAAGCCUGCCAAAAAAGUCAAGCGCGGAGGCAAGACGAUGUCCGAAGAUAGUGAUUGA